AUGAGUAAAUUCUAAGACGAGACGGGCUCCCCUCAAAAUUAGACCAGGUAAUACUACCAAUUCUAUGUAAAGACAGAGAAAAGCUCUGCAAAAUCUGAUCAAUCAACAAAAUAAAUCAAAAAAAAAACAGCCAUUGAGAACUCAUAUUCUCGUCGAGCAAUUAAAACCAUAGAAUUGCAUGGAGAAGUUGAAGCUAUCCAAUUUCAUAAGUUCAAAAAUAGAAAAGGAUGGAAAAAUAAUUAAAAAUUCUUUGCUCCAGGAUAUUGGUAAUAUUGAGUUAGAAAUUCAAAAAAUGACAUACGAGUAUAGGACUCCUGUCAAUAAAACUUAAAUAAUAGAUUCCAAUAAUGGCUUAUUUAAUUAAAAAGCAAGUGCUUCUUAAACAAAUAAGACGGAUGUAUCGAAGUCAGAUCAUAAUAUUUUAUUAAUGAAUAAAAAUUCAAUGUCAAACGAUAAUAUAUCGAAAUUCACUAAAGCAAAUUUACUCUCUGAGGUUUCUUACUUAAAACUAGCAGAAUCCAUGAGAAAUUAUUCAAACUAAAAAAAAUCUAUUGAAGUCAAAAUUACUGACAAACCUAAAACUAAACCUUAUAAUAUUCUAUCAACAAAACACUAAUCGGAUAUAAAUAUUAAGAGAAAACAAAAUAGUGAUACUUAGAAUUGUAUAAAGUAAAUUUAUUAAUUAUAUAUUUUAGAACUUAAAAUCCCUAAGUCAACAGGUUAUCUUAAAAUAUUUGUUCUGAAAGAUAUAAGACAAUUUAGAUUAAAUCAAUCUUAAAGUAGACUUCGUUUCAUACAUAGGAUUUUAAUUUUCUUCAAACUAAUUUGCCUGCUGACGUAAUUUAAAUUAUUAAACAAAGGUUUCAAAGCAAUAAGAUAAUGAUCAACAUAAAAUUUAGGAUAACCUUAAGGAUGAUAAUAAAUUAGAUAAGGCACUUAAAAUUUACAAUACUUUGAAGCAACUAGUUUAUAAAGGUUCUUCAUUGUAGUCCUAGGCGAAAGAAUAAAAGGAACCUAAAAAUCGAUUGGCUUAAUGA
Messenger RNA from Paramecium octaurelia, 1037 nucleotides. Lineage: Eukaryota; Ciliophora; Oligohymenophorea; Peniculida; Parameciidae. The record is from the annotation of a GenBank genome assembly.